Pogona vitticeps (central bearded dragon) is the source of this 3680-nucleotide messenger RNA. The record is from RefSeq and is a predicted model, not a curated record. Lineage: Eukaryota; Metazoa; Chordata; Lepidosauria; Squamata; Agamidae.
GGAGUCCAGCCUCUUGGCCUGCAACUUCAUUCCAGGGAACUUUAAAUGGGCAUGGGAGUUGUUUGUGCCUCCGGCGGUCCGGGCCCUGGCACACAGAAGCUUCCCAGGCUGGGCAGAGCCAAGCUGAACUGAGCUGAGUGGUCCGAGGUGUGCUGGUGCCCAAGGGAGGAACGGGGGCCCCUCUGGGUUAAGCUGGUGGCACGCUGAGCCGGGGCUGGGAAAGAGAGGAAGGGAGAAAGAGGCGGUUGGCGUUUUCCCUGGGAGUGCAACAGGCAAGAGCCAGACAAGAGGGGUGUGUGUGUGUGUGCGGGUGUGGGUGUGUUUGUGUGUGCCCCUUGUUUGUCCCUCUGUGCAUGCCAGGGAAGGAGGAGAAGAAGGCCGGUUGUGUGUUUCUGGAGAGCAGAAAACGCUUUGGGGGGGAGUGUGAGUGUGUCAAAGUGAAGGCCAGGAAGAGAAGGCAGGAGGGACAGUGUGAAAAAGCAGGGGAGGAGCGUGUUUGUUUGUGUGUGUGUUUAAGGAAAGAGCAGGUACACACUCCGCGAAGGGUGCUAGAGGGGAAGGGAGAGUUGAUGUGAGGACGUGUGUGUGUGAAAGAAGGAGUAGGGACUUUUGUCCAGAGGAGAAAAGUUAGGACCGGUGUGCCAGGGUAAGACAGAAAGAGGGCAGAACUGAGGUUGGCAGGCUCUCUCUCUCUGUGUGUAUGUGUGCACGUCUGUGCAAGGAAGAGGGUAGGAGGGACGGCAGAAAUCAAAAGGCUCCCAGGUUUGUCAGUCGCCCCCAGCACCACUAGACUGGGCCUCUCUUGAAAUAACCUUUUGACGUGCAGAGGGGCUCCUGUGCGUGUCUUUUGGAGUUACACAGGUCUCUGGCAACGAGUAACUCCUCUCCAUCCUUCACGCCCACUCUGGAGCAAUCGGUGGAUUUACCGAAGCAGGGGUGACCUCCCAAGAAGGAGAUGAGGCUGGCUCUCAUGGAGCAAGAGAGGACUCACCCGCCCGCAUAGGGGAUCCAGGCCGCGACAGCCACAGCCAGCCUCCAUUGGAUGCAGCUGGAGGCCAAGGGGCCGCCGGGGAAACCCCUGGCCCCUGCCUGGCCCCCGCCAUGGCUGCCGAGGUGCGCCUGAAGAAGAUGGAGGAGCUGGUGCUAGACCGGAGCGUCAUCGGCCUGGAGACCUUGGUAGACCUUCUGCUCUGCGUUCAUCAUGAGCUCAGUACCUCACCUCUGGCUCAGGAGAAGUACAUCAGAGAAUUUCUACAGUGGGCGGAGCCGGUGACGUCCAGACUGAAAGAGCUCCGGAUGCAGCGAGAUGAUUUUGAGAUCCUCAAAGUGAUUGGACGAGGGGCCUUCAGCGAGGUGGCGGUUGUGAAGCAGAAGAGGACGUCCCAGGUGUACGCCAUGAAAAUAAUGAAUAAAUGGGACAUGUUGAAGCGAGGAGAGGUUUCCUGUUUCCGAGAGGAGCGGGACGUUUUGGUCAACGGGGAUCAGCGCUGGAUCACGCAGCUGCAUUUUGCUUUUCAAGACGAGAAUUAUCUGUAUCUGGUUAUGGACUACUAUGUCGGGGGUGAUCUCUUGACACUGCUGAGCAAAUUCGGGGACCGCAUCCCUAUGGAGAUGGCUCGGUUCUACCUGGCCGAAAUGGUGAUGGCCAUUGGCUCCAUUCAUCGCCUGGGUUACGUGCACAGAGAUAUCAAACCAGACAACAUCCUACUUGACCGAUGCGGGCACAUCCGACUCGGAGAUUUUGGCUCUUGUCUCAAACUCCGCGAAGAUGGGACGGUCUGCUCCACCGUGGCCGUGGGCACCCCGGAUUACCUCUCCCCUGAGAUCUUGCAAGCCGUGGAAGACGGAGCUCCUUCGUACGGCACAGAGUGUGACUGGUGGUCCCUGGGAGUCUUCGCCUACGAGAUGUUCUUCGGCCACACCCCUUUCUUUGCCGAUUCCGUGGUGGAAACCUACGGCAAGAUCAUUCAUUUCAAAGAGCACUUUCAGUUCCCUCUCUCGGCGCCGGACGUCCCUCCAGAAGCUCAGGCCUUGAUCGAAGGGUUGAUUUGCCCUCGGGAGACCAGGCUGGGGCGCCACGGAGUCUGGGAUUUCCAGCAGCACCCCUUCUUUGCCGGCGUCGACUGGGAGAACCUACGGGACUGCGUGCCGGCCUUUGUGCCGGAAUUUGCCAACGCCACGGACACGUGCAACUUUGAUGUGGUGGACGAUUGUCUCACUGACAUGGUGAGCGGGGGAGGGGAGACCUUGUCGGAUGUGAUCGAGAGCUCUCCGCUGGGGGUGCAGCUGCCUUUCGUGGGAUAUUCCUACACCUACUCCGCCGUGAAACAGAAUGAGCCCAAGGAAGGAGGCCAGAGCAACCACGACAUGGAGGUGGACGGCACCGGCAGGACCUCAUCGGGGGAGCAAACACCCAAGCGUCCCCCAGAAGAGCUGGCAUGCAAACUGCCAGAUGGGCAGAAGCUGGACCUUGGCACCUUUCUCGAGUUGCAGUCGGCGCUGGAGGAGGAGCUGAGGAGCCGGGAGACGCUGUGUCAGGAGCUCAGCAUGGUUAAGAUGGCCAACCAAACCUUUGCCAGCCAACUCAAGGAAGCCGAGAGCCGCAACUUACAGCUGGAAGCCCAGAUCAAACGCCUGGAGGAGCAGAUUGAAGGGAUGAAGGCCGUGGGAGAGGAAGCUGCCCUGGGGUGGAGCCCUCGCUGGCCCCACAACCACCCGCACCCUUUCUUGUGCUGCCUGGAGCGCCCUGUCGAUCAAAGUGGCACCGUGGCAUCUCGGCUCUGUGAAUACCCGCUUGUGGUACCUCUGUACCGACACUUGCUGCUCUUUUCCAGGGUACAUAGGCCCUGCAUCGUCAAGGUGGGCUAUCUGCUUUUGUGCACUGGUGGAUUGGGCCCGGAGGCCGCUGCGCCUUGGAGCCCUGCGGACACGGUUUGAAGGGGGCUGCCGGGCACGCCUGCCUCCUGGAGUUGCCUGGAGUCUUUCCGUGGGUUUGGGACGCUCUCCUUUGACCCGAUGCCCAUUACCCCAGAGGGCGCUGGAGCCUAGCCCUGUGAAAUCCGGGGUCCCGCUGCUUCCCUCCCACCCCCCGCUGCAGACAAUGUGGCUCAGAGCCACCUCUAGCUCCUUGCACCUAGCCAUGGCUUGGGGUCUCCCCUCUCCUGCGCCCGCUGCCUCCACCGCUGUGGCUUGUUUCCCUUUGCUGUGCCAGGACAAUACGGCGGCUUGGCAGCUACAACAUCCCUGCCUAGUAGUCUUGAGCACAUCAAGAGGGGAGCUUUUCCAGUGAGAUACGAGCAGCUGAAGCUGGCAGGAAAGUCCAGCGGCAACUCCAGACCUCUCCCGAAACCACCUUACUCCCCUUAUUAGCUUGUUCCAGGCAGAGCGGAAAGGGAGGCGCUUGGAACCUGGCCUUCCAGGGCUUCUAGAUCCAAAGGCCUGCACCUUCCGUGGUUAACCUCUUAAAUCCCACCUUUCUCAGGUGCUUCCAAGCCACCGCCCCCCACCCAGUGACUCCCACCUCUAGUCAAGCUGGAAAGAAAUUCAACCAGCCACAAUCCACCAGCCUCCUCCUGCAGGAUGAGACUUUCCAAGAGGCAAAGGCCUUGGUGGUGGGUCUGUGGAAAGAAGUUGCUCUAGGACUCGAUUUUGAUUCUCGACCUUUCGCUGGAAGGGCACUG